AUGCAGAAUCUUUGGCAUGAGCCCUGCUAUGUGUUUGCAGCAAACCCAGGUCUCCUUGUGGGUACUCUUGAUGUCGUGUUGGACUCCAGUGCCAGAGUGGCACCGUAUCGAAUCCUCUACCAAGCACCAGACUCCUUGGUCUAUUGGACUAUUGCCUGUGGUUGCUCAAGGAAGGAAAUCACUGAACAUUGGGAAUGGCUUGAACAGAAUUUGUUGCAAACUCUUUCAAUCUUUGAAAAUGAGAAUGACAUCAAUACAUUUGUCAGAGGAAAAAUACAGGGCAUCAUCGCUGAGUACAACAAAAUCAAUGGCAUCAAGGAGGAUGAUGAUACAGAAAAAUUUAAGGAAGCCAUAGUGAAAUUUCACAAGCUAUUUGGAAUGCCGGAAGAAGAGAAAUUAGUCAACUACUACUCCUGCAGUUACUGGAAGGGGAAGGUUCCCCGUCAGGGCUGGGUGUAUCUCAGCAUUAACCACCUUUGCUUUUACUCUUUCCUCAUGGGCAGGGAAGCAAAGUUAGUUAUCCGCUGGGUCGAUAUCACUCAACUUGAGAAGAAUGCUACACUGCUCUUCCCUGAUAUGAUCAAAGUGAGCACAAGGUCAAGUGAACAUUUCUUCUCAGUAUUCCUUAAUAUCAGUGAGACAUUUAAACUAAUGGAACAGCUUGCCAAUAUAGCUAUGCGACAGCUUUUGGACAAUGAAGGAUUUGAACAAGACAGGUCAUUACCUAAACUGAAAAAGAAAUCCCCCAAAAAAGUAUCUGCACUGAAACGAGAUCUUGAUGCCAGAGCAAAGAGUGAGAGAUACCGUGCAUUGUUCCGACUUCCCAAGGAUGAGAAAUUAGAUGGACACACAGACUGUACUCUCUGGACUCCAUUCAACAAAAUGCAUAUUUUGGGUCAGAUGUUUGUUUCUACAAACUACAUUUGCUUUACUAGUAAAGAAGAGAACUUGUGCAGCCUUAUUAUUCCCCUUCGAGAGGUGACAAUAGUGGAAAAGGCAGACAGCUCCAGUGUGUUGCCCAGCCCGUUAUCAAUCAGCACGAAAAACAGAAUGACGUUCCUCUUUGCCAACUUGAAAGACAGAGACUUUCUUGUACAGAGGAUCUCAGACUUUCUGCAACAAACCACUUCAAAAAUAUACUUGGAAAAAAAUAUUUCUGGAAGCUAUAUCAGCUCAGAUGAUGAGGUGUUUACAAGAUCAAGUAGUUUAAUUUCUGCCAGCCCUCAUAAAAGCCUCAGCUCUGAGUCGGAGGGAGAGCGACAGUUCAAUCUCAAUGACAACGGCAUUCCAACAGCAACUCAAGCUUUAAUGACGAUGUAUCGACGGAGGUCCCCUGAGGAGUUCAACCCCAAGCUGGCUAAAGAGUUUUUGAAGGAACAGGCCUGGAAGAUUCACUUUGCCGAAUAUGGCCAAGGAGUCUGUAUGUAUCGUACAGAGAAAACCAGAGACCUUGUGCUGAAAGGCAUUCCAGAAGGCAUGAGAGGGGAGCUUUGGCUUCUCUUCUCAGGAGCCAUUAAUGAAAUGGCCACUCAUCCUGGCUAUUAUGAGGACCUAGUGGAGAAAUCGAUGGGGAAGUAUAACCUUGCCACAGAAGAGAUAGAGAGGGAUCUGCACCGCUCCCUUCCGGAACACCCUGCGUUCCAGAAUGAGAUGGGUAUUGCUGCUCUAAGGAGAGUCUUGACAGCUUAUGCUUUUAGAAAUCCAAACAUAGGAUAUUGUCAGGCUAUGAAUAUUGUCACUUCAGUACUCCUCCUUUAUGCAAAAGAGGAGGAAGCUUUUUGGCUGCUGGUGGCUCUGUGUGAACGUAUGCUGCCUGACUACUACAACACAAGAGUUGUUGGAGCUUUGGUGGAUCAGGGUGUCUUUGAAGAGUUGGCUCGUGACUAUGUUCCACAGCUUUAUGACUGCAUGCAGGACUUGGGUGUAAUAUCCACCAUUUCCCUGUCCUGGUUCCUCACUCUUUUCCUCAGUGUAAUGCCUUUUGAGAGUGCAGUGGUGGUUGUCGAUUGUUUCUUCUGUGAAGGAAUAAAGGUGAUAUUUCAAUUAGCACUCGCUGUCCUCGAUGCUAAUGUAGACAAGCUGCUUAACUGUAAAGAUGAUGGAGAAGCCAUGACAGUCUUGGGAAGAUAUUUGGACAGCGUAACUAAUAAGGACAGCACUCUUCCACCCAUUCCUCAUCUUCACUCGCUGCUCAGUGAUGAUGUGGAGCCUUAUCCUGAGGUGGAUAUCUUCAGACUAAUCAGGUCUUCCUAUGAGAAAUUUGGAAGUAUCCGAGCAGAUUUAAUUGAACAAAUGAGAUUCAAACAAAGGCUGAAAGUUAUCCAAACCCUUGAAGAUACUACAAAGCGCAAUGUGGUACGAACUAUUGUGACAGAGACUUCCUUUACUAUUGAUGAACUGGAGGAACUGUAUGCACUUUUCAAGGCAGAACAUCUGACUAGCUGCUACUGGGGAGGAAACAGCAAUGCUAUUGACCGGCAUGAUCCCAGCCUGCCUUAUCUGGAGCAGUACCGUAUUGACUUCGAGCAGUUCAAGGGGAUGUUUGCUCUCCUCUUUCCUUGGGCAUGUGGAACUCAUUCAGAUGUGUUAGCUGCACGCCUAUUCAGGCUUCUGGAUGAAAACGGAGACUUGCUCAUCAACUUCCGUGAAUUCGUCUCUGGGCUAAGUGCGGCAUGCCAUGGAGAUCUUACAGAGAAGCUGAAGUUACUGUACAGAAUGCAUGUUUUGCCUGAUCCAUCCCCUGAGCAAGAAGAGCCAGACUCUGCUUUUGAAGCUACUCAGUACUUUUUUGAAGACAUCACACCAGAAUGUACACACGUUGUUGGCCUAGACAGCAGGAACAAACAAGGAGUAGAUGAUGGGUUUGUUACAGUGAGUCUGAAAACAGACAAAGGCAAGAAGAGCUCACAAGAGAAUCGUAAUUAUCUGAGAAUGUGGAGCCAAGAGAAAUCCAAAGCAAAAAACACAAAGGACUUGCCCAAACUGAAUCAGGGACAGUUCAUUGAACUGUGCAAGACAAUGUACAACAUGUUCAGUGAAGACCCCAAUGAACAAGAUCUGUACCACGCUACCGCUGCUGUGACGAGCUUGCUUUUGGAGAUAGGGGAGGUCGGUAAGCUCUUCAGUGUGCAGCCCACAAAAGAGGCAGACAGCAGCAGUAACAAUUGCAGCAAAACUAUUCAGAGUGAGCUGUUUCAGAAGAAGGAGCACCAGCAGUACCCCCUCGAACAGCACAAGCCGUUCCAAAGCAGCCUUGUCACCAACGACGAGGAGGCCGUUUGCACCGACAGCACCCUGGGCAUGCAGAUGGAAGACAUCAAGCUCGAAGACUCUUCUCCAAGGGACAACGGGGCCUGUUCUGCCAUGCUCAUUUCCGAUGACGAUACAAAAGAUGAUAGUUCCAUGUCCUCCUACUCAGUACUGAGUGCAGGUUCACAUGAAGAAGAAAAGCUGCACUGCGAGGACAUCGGUGAAGACACCGUUUUGGUACGGAGCAACCACACCACUUCUCUUCAUAGAAGCACUAGCAUUGACAGAGAUUGGGCCAUCACCUUUGAACAAUUUUUAGCCUCCCUUUUGACUGAGCCGGCACUGGUUAGGUACUUUGACAAGCCUGUGUCCAUGAUGGCUAGGAUUACUAAUGCUAAAAACAUAAGGAUGAUGGGUAAACCAAUAACCUCAGCCAGUGACUAUGAAAUCUCUACUAUGUCGGGAUAA
Messenger RNA from Tauraco erythrolophus (red-crested turaco), 3717 nucleotides. NCBI's taxonomy places the organism in Eukaryota, Metazoa, Chordata, Aves, Musophagiformes, Musophagidae. The record is from RefSeq and is a predicted model, not a curated record.